This is a messenger RNA of Ictalurus punctatus (channel catfish), 7074 nucleotides long. RefSeq names its product S9 family peptidase (gene apeh2). Gene Ontology annotation, molecular function: serine-type endopeptidase activity. Gene Ontology annotation, biological process: proteolysis. Bases 173 to 2311 code for a protein of 712 amino acids. The record is from RefSeq and is a predicted model, not a curated record. The transcript has 22 exons. Lineage: Eukaryota; Metazoa; Chordata; Actinopteri; Siluriformes; Ictaluridae.
UAACCAGUAGAAGAAGAAGAAAAACGACCACAAACACAAAUAAGCCGCGGCUGGACAAUGCGCGCGAGCAGUAAUCAAUUUUUAACGUAAUGACAUACUACAUGAAGCGUUUAAAUUCACGUCCGCAUUUUCGCAGAGUCUAAACUUAAUAUUUAUCUUGUAUUUUCUGCAGAUGAUGAUGAAGAUGAUGGAGGAGGGUGUGAUCAGAAAUGUGUUCAAAAGCUACAACAGAUAUCCUGUUCCUGUGUCUGCCUUCAUCACUACUGAAAAAGGCAUUGGGUCUGACACCAAGACCCAGAAUCUCACUAUAAGCACUGAGUGGAGUCAGUGUGAUGUUGACCGAGGCGUUAGAUUGCGCUUUAGUCAGCAGUGGACUCUUCAGUGUAAUGAAUAUACUCUGGAAAAGUUUGUGUGUCUGGGACCCUCUAUACACACACAUGGAGAGCUGCUUAGUAGCCGUUCCCCCUCUGGAGUACGCAGAGCGGUCAUCCGAGAUGGUGUGGGGCAUCAGUACCUUGAGGUAUGGGGCUGUGGUGGACUGGAGAAAAGCUUAGACCUCACAGCCCUGAACAAACACGGAAAAGUCUAUGAAGAUGCACACUUUGCAUGUCUAGUUUGGUCACCGUGUGAGGGAAGGUUACUUUACAUAGCAGAGAAGAAGAGGGAGGGGUCAUCAGCCAAUGACAGUGGAAGUUUGAGUGUGCUUGAAGAAGAGGAUAAGAAUGCGUAUGUGGAAGAUUGGGGCGAGGGUCUGGUUGGUAAAAGUGCCCCAGUGUUGUGUGUAGCAAAUCUAACUAAAGGAGAAGUGAACAUAUGUUCUGGAGUCCCAUGUCAUGUGUCACCUGGACAGGCCUUGUGGACAGGUGACGGCAAGGCCGUGAUCUUCGUGGGCUGGUGGCAUGAACCCUUCCGAUUGGGCCUGAAGUUCUGUUCCAAUCGGAGGUCAGCUGUCUUCUCUAUUGACUUGAAAGGAAAUUCUGAGCUCCUGUCAUGUGAUUCCGGCUCGGUGAUGAGUCCUCGACUGAGUCCAGACUCUCUUUGGCUGGUCUAUCUGCAGGGACAAGUGUUUGGCCCACAUCAACAAUGUCUCCGCAUGAUGCUGUAUGACAUGAAGAACAGAACUACCUCAGUGUUGGUGGAUGUAGUGAGAAGAGCAGAGAAAGGUCAGUUUAUGGGUGUGUAUGAACCUCUUCCUCUUCACUGCUGGUCGUCAGACAGUGAGAGAAUCUUCUUCAGCAGUGCCUGUGAAAACAGCAAGAUGCUGUACUCUGUGGAGAGACGAACCGGAACAGUAACACCUGUGCAGGACACUGCGUGGAACGAGUUUGGGAGUGUCAAGCUGUUAGCAGUAAUCAAAGACCUGAUGGUGAUGUCCUGCUCUGCUCCUAAUCACCCACCUAGCCUGAAAGUAGGGUUUGUACCUGAUGGAAAGCAUGUACAGAGUGUACAGUGGUCUCACUUGGGCGGAGCUAAUACAUACGAGAACUUUGAUUGGGAGUCGAUGAUAAUCACUCCCACACCAGAAGAGGAAAACCAUCAGUUCUCUGGCAUAUGUUCUGGUGCCAUGCUGUUGAAACCAGCAAGGUCUUUCAAAGCUGUGAAGUUUCCUCUGGUUGUCUUCAUACAUGGAGGGCCUCAUUCUCAUUUUGCAGCUGAAUGGAAUGUCACUGCUGCAGCUUUGACUAAACUGGGUUUCUCUGUGCUCAUGGUUAACUAUAGAGGUUCCACUGGUUUUGGUCAAGACGCUAUCGAUUCUCUCCUUGGAAACAUCGGCAGUCAGGAUGUCAAAGACGUGCAGAGGGCUGUGCUGCAUGUCCUGCAGAGUAACAAGACCCUUGAUCCUGAUAGGGUGGCUGUGAUGGGUGGGUCUCAUGGUGGAUUCCUGGCGUGUCAUCUGAUUGGUCAGUAUCCAGAGUUCUACAGAGCAUGUGCAGCACGGAACCCCGUCAUCAACGCGGCCACACUGCUCGGGACCAGUGACAUCACUGACUGGAGAUAUUCCUCUGUAGGUCUGGAAUACAGCUUUGACCAGCUGCCCACUUCACAAGCCCUGACAACCAUGCUGGACAAAUCACCUAUAGUGCAUGCAGCGCAGAUCCGCACCCCAGUCUUGCUUAUGUUAGGUGGGAAGGAUAAGAGAGUGUCGCCUUAUCAAGGUCUGGAGCUUUACAAAGCCCUCAAGAGUAGGAACUCACCUGUCAGGCUGUUAUGGUAUGACAGUGAGGGCCAUUCCCUGUCUAAAGUGGAAACUCAGUCAGACUGUUUCCUCAAUGUUGCACUAUGGUUCAAACAGCAUUUAAACAUGAACUGAACUUCCACUUGAUUAAAUUAAGACAUCAACAUCAUUGAAGCUGCCAAGUUAAGACUUUGGAAUUCACUGGUAAAACAAAAUGCUAUUGUGUGCUACUUGCAUAACUUGCGAGCUCCAUUUCCACUGUGCAGAUUAAUCUGACGACUCCCAAAUAACAGAUUUAUGAUUCAAGAUACAAAGCUUUAUUUGUCACAUGCUCACUCGUAGCUGGUACAAAGGUGCAGUGAAAUCAGAUGCAGCAACUCUGAAGGCUGGACAUAAUGAAACAAUAAAUGGACUAUGCAGACUAUAAACAGUGGAUAUAACGUACAUAUUCAGUAAGCGUUCAGGGCCACAUUCAUCUCAAGCCACAUUCUGAGUUUGAACUACAGAAAAGAACCAAAAUUCCAGUUAGCCACUAAUUGUCUAAAUGUUAGUGCAGUAGAUGAAACAGAACAAAUGAAUAAAUGGACACAAAUCUGUCAACAUUACACUCACCAAGAGUGAACAGAAGUAUCAGUUGACGUGUUUAAUAGAAUUUAACUGAACUUCAGAUAAAUUCAUAAACUGAAUUGAGAUCAAUGCACAUAACUCGUCAAACACACCACAUUAGGCACUAGCUGGCUAUCAUGAGUUCUCUGGCUUUGUCAGAGAAUAAAUGCCUUAGCUGUUCAGCGAGAAAUAUAGUUGAUUAGCUGCCAGCUCUUGCCUGUCACAGUGCAGCCAGAAUUCUUUUGUGCUUAAAGUUAGGACGUGAUGACGUUUGACAUGUCUGCACUGAUGUAUAGCAAAUUUCCUGCCAAAUUUCACCCCAGCCCACUGACACAGUGCUGGCUGUUAAUUACGGUUACAAGGAUGUUGGGGUGAGUCAGAGCAGAUCGGGAUCACUAUAUAGUUUUUUGUUCCCUGACUCUUUAAAUGAAAAGGAACUCUAACGUUGCAUUAAAUUGAUUAUUAUAGAUCACCCUCAAGUGUAACCUUUCCCUGGUUGUCAGUGACUACUAAUGCUAACCACUAGGUGGCAGACCUGAUGUUCCAUUCACAACAAGAAGCAUUUUGCAAACAAAAUGAACAAAAACAAAAAGAAGCCAGAAAAGCUGAAGUUGCCCUUUGAGAUUAGUAUUAGACUAGUUGAAGUAUCUCUUUUGUUUCUGUAAAGUUCCUCUUUACAAUUAAAUUGAUGAGAUUUUUUUUUUCUUGAUUGAGGUGGAAAAAUACAUGAUACAUAAUGAUCAGUGCAGAAUAGGAUGUUGUCCACAGGACUGAAACGUUGUGAUAGUGUCUGAGUUAAUUUUGGUCAUGAUAACUAAGAAAGAAAAUCUUUGUUUUCCUAACCUGGUUAGGCUCAUGUUUAAUUCUAAUAGUACUAAUACGAACUAGCUAGAUAAUAUCUAACAUCUUAGCCAGUGCAUAUUAAAGAACACGAAAGAAAAGGGUUAAUAAGCCCAUAAUGGCAUAGUGUCAUUCCAUUUCAAUUCCACAAGAAGUAUUUAAAACUUGGGAAAUGACUGCAUUUGAGUUAGGGAAAUAAAAAAAUGUAUACAGUUGAAAUCUGAGAAAUAAAAACUAAAAAGUUUUAUUUUCAUUGACUAAAAUUGCUCAGUUGUAUCUGGUUAAAAUGGCGGUCGAUGAAAGUAAAUCUAGACUACAACUAAUUACUUUUACAUAAAAAAGUCAUUUUACUUUUACUUUUUAAUUAAAUUACUUUUAGUUAUUUAGCCAAAUAACUAAAACUUGUACGUAUUUUUGUCAGAAUACUAAAACCAAGUCCAAAUCAGCUAUCAGAAUUAACACUGGCUGGUACUAAUAUGUAAUUUUAUCUUUACAGGUUACUUCCUAAAUAGAAACUAUUUUAAUGGGGAAAUGUCCUUUAAAAUAAUUUUUAUCUACAUGAGAAUCUCCAUAAAAACCUUUACCAUCUUUCAAAGGAAGAUUCUGUCAGUCUGUUCAGAAAGACUGCUUAAAAAAAUUUAAACAAAACAUAAUUUGAAAUCCAGAGCUGAUUUAGCCAAAUCACAGGCCGGCUGAUUUAUCAGUUCACAGAAAACAGAUUACAUUUAGUUAAAUGAACUCCAGAUAGGCUGAUCUGGACUGUGGGCAUUUGCAGCCAACUUGAAAAUCCCUCCUCAGUCAUGCCCUGAAAAUGUGAUCAAUAUGAAAAAUCACAUGUGCCUUCCUUCAGUACACCAGGACGGGCAGUGAGACUAUAGAGCAUCGUGAAAUAUUUAUCAGUAUUAGUACUAUGUGUUUUAGCAUAAUUAUAGUAUAACUUGAGCGUUGCUGUCUUUCCCACAAUUAUCUUUUUAGAUAAAGUAUUUCUUGAUUGUGCUGAAGGCUUUUGGACUUUGUUUUCCAUCAAGCAAAGUGCCUGAUUGAGUUUAAGCGAAUUUAAGCUAACCGCAGUUGCCAUGACGGUAUGUUUUGUGGAAUGUUUUUGUGUCAUAGCCAUCUGAGUCUAGGUAGCAGUUGGUUUUUCUCUAGAAUGUUGUUUCUGUUAUGUUAAAAAACGACACAGGCUCUCACAUGCCUGAGCUUUAUAACCCCCACUAAACCCCAUAUUUUAAUACAGUGAGUCAGUGUACUGUGAAAUCAGUUCUUUACUGUACAUAUCUCCAAGGCAUUAGUAGCACUUAUUAGUACUCUCAUCUUGUUUUAGAGCCUUGGAUUCCUAUCUGGGCCAGGGUUGCCAGGUUUCAGUAAAAUUUCCAGCCCAGCUACUUCUCAAAAACGGCACAGAAUAAUCUAAGACGAGCUCCAAAUGUUUUCAAAAGGGAAAUACAGUCUGCUUCUUUUUCCUCUUUCUUUGCCUGAAAACGUAGUUCACCAUGGUGCGCGUGCAUUUCCGAUUUGCAAUAUCUGCAGUACGACUUUGUAUUAUUGCCUGGUGUGGCCAUGAUCCACUCUAUAACCUACUCUAUAAAACAUAAAUGGUUGUAAAUACAUCGUAGAUAGGCUUGGCCUUUUUUCAAGUAUCAGUAAGUGGGAAAUUUUUCCCAAUGAUUGUCGCAUCAGGAAGACCCACAAGAUUUAUCCAUAUUACAUGCCAGAGAAGUGAUUGAGAUCAAGUGUAUCUAGAGGAUCUGUUAUAUCACCCCCCUGUGGUCUUCUACAACUAUUAUGCCAGGCAAUAUUAAACAGCAGUCUAAUAGACAAUGAUGUGGAACGGUUUUCAAAUGCAAAUUAUCCAUUUGAAUGGAAUUUUAAACAAUGUAUUAGCUUCAAAUCAAAUGAUUUUGCUUUAAACCAAAGACUUGGUGGCUGCACGCUACUUUUAAACUAGCCCAAACAAUGCCACCUGCAGAUUUCUUUUCCCAUCCACAACCUCCUUCUAGCUAGCGCGGCAAUGGUGGUUCAAUGAUUAAGGUUAAUCAGGGUUACUAAUCAGAAGGUCAGGGUUCAAGCCCCAACACCGCCAAGCUGCCACUGUUGGGUUCUUAACCCUCUCUGCUCCAGGGGUCCUGUAUCAUGGCUGACCCUGCACUCUGACCCCAACUCCCUAACAAGCUGGGAUGUGCGAAGAAAAGAAUUUCACUGUGCUGUAAUGUAUAUGUGACAAAUGAAGGCUUUGUCUUCUAAAAACUGCUACCCUGGUAUCAGUUACACCUUGGCAGUAAAGUGUGUUUGUAUGUUCUAUUUUAUCCUCUAUAUCCACUCUGCUGAAUUAUUAUUAUUAUUAUUAUUAUUAUUAUUAUUAUGUGAUAAGUAAUUUUUCCUGUACUCUAGAGUUACUAAUUUCACUGGCAGUUGUUUUUGUCUUCCAGAUUCUUUGCUUGUCCUUAACUAUAGUUUUUUUCUCUCUGUAUUUAUUUUCCAAGUAUUUUUCUCCCCAAUAUCCUCCAAUUUCAGUGCCAUCAUUCAGAAAAUGAAAUUUAGCAUACAGUCCCUUGGAAACUAUCGGAACGACAAGGCCAAUUCAUUGUUUGGGCUAUACACCAAAGACAUUUGGGUUUGAGAUUAAAAUAUGGAUAUGAGGCGAGAGUUUGGGAUUUCAACUUUUAUUUCCUCGUGUUUACAUUUAGAUGUGUUAAACAACAUAAAACAUAGAACCUUUUGUAUCAGACCACCCAAUUUUUAGGUGAGCAAAAGUAUAGGAACAGAUUCAAUCUUGAAGUAAAUGAAAGUAAAUAGCAAUUAAUAUUUGUCUGCAUAUCCCUUGCUUGCAAUAACUGCUCAUUUUUAACAACAAUUGCAGUCUUCAUUGGUGAAACUGAAGGCUAAAACUAAGAGUAGAGGUUCAGAGCUAUUUAUUGUUUAAACAACCAGAACACACCUGGAUAACAAGAAACGCCUGUCAGUCACAUGCUCCAAUAUUUUUUGCUCACUUACAAAUUGGGUGGUCUGAUACAAAACUGUGCUAUAUUCUAUGCCAUUUAACACAUCUACAUAUAAAUACCAGGAAAUUAAAGCUGAAAUUCUAAACUCUUCUAAACUUCUCAUAUUGAUCUUUAGAUCUCAAACGCAAAUGUCUUCAGUCUACAGAAAAAAAAAAUUGAAUUGGCCUUCCCGUUCCAGUAGUUUUGGAGGGGACUGUAUACUGUAGUACUGACUCCACAGUCCCAGUGCAUACUAUAUAUAAUAUACCGUAUGUUCAACAGUCACAGUCUGGAAGUGGUUUUACUGUAAAUAGACAUAAAUGACCUCUCUCUCUGUGGCGCCUCCCUGACAUUUUUUUUCAAAGCAGUUUUUUCCAUUCAUAUUUGAUAAGAAUCAUUUCUGUCUCUCUUUCUGAAAUGGUUUAAUUCUUUUCUUGCUUGUACAUUUGAAGUAAAAGACUGAUGUAUUCA